AUGUCGGAACAUCAAAUGACGGAAUUAACGUGGGUGGGCAACGUAAGAUACGCCACGUUACCCAAGAUCGAGGUCCCCGAGCGCUUCGCGGGUACGCCGGGCGUGGGCAGCAGCCUGAAAAAUUAUAUGAUGCAGAUCCGCAAUGCGCAGUACCGCUGGAUGAAGGACGGGUUAGAAACGGAGGACUUCUUCCGGGGGCUCUCAAACACGGUGACAGGAGAGGCGGAAACUGCAUAUGGCAUGGAGCUGGAACGCAUGCUGAGCGAGCCGGCGCAAGCCACGGGAGUGACAUGGGACGUGGUUACGCAGUUCUUCGACACACUGAGGCGACACUUUCCCGUGCAGACGCCAGAACGUGUGAGGGAGUUCGCGUCAUUCAAGAGGAAGGCGGGAGAGUCACUACUGGCGACGUACGGCAGGCUGCGCGAGCUCGUGGCAGAUAUGGAAUGCCGAGAUGAGUGGAGGCUGGUGUCCAAAUUCCUUAAUAGCCUGGACGAGCGGGUGGCCGGAGAUGUGCGGGGAAGAGUGUUCGAGUUGGGACCAUCAGCGACACUGGAGCACUCGUACGAUCUGGCGAAGAAGCACGAGGGCUCCGCCUUUACAAAAUGGAGAGAGGCGGUAUGCAAGUCGAAGAGCGGCGCAAGUCAGCUUGGGCGGCCGUCGCGGCCGGAGAAUCAUCCAGCAGGCGAGGAGGACGAGACGCGGAGACGCGCAGGUGUCAUCGGUGCGGGCAGGAAGGACAUCUGCAGCGGGAUUGCAGCAGGCCGCAGAUGUGCGAUCACUGUCAGGGAGAAGGGCACCUGCGCCGGGAAUGUCCGGAACUCCCCACGUGCGAGAACUGUGGCAGGCGAGGGCAUCGCACCUCUGACUGCUACAGUCGGCGACCGCGAUCGGCAGGACCGAGGAACAAGGAAGACCUGGAGGCGCAGCUCCGGAUACUGCAAGCAAGGAUUCGGGAGUUAG
Messenger RNA from Closterium sp. Yama58-4, 963 nucleotides. The record is from the annotation of a GenBank genome assembly. NCBI's taxonomy places the organism in Eukaryota, Viridiplantae, Streptophyta, Zygnematophyceae, Desmidiales, Closteriaceae.